CACAAAAAUUGAAAUUAGUUGUCGUUUGCCUAAAUGUCUGUCGAUCGACAAAUUGUUGAUGAUCAAUAUCAAUUAGUUGAUUUGAGAAAAGUUUGUUGAUCGUUCGGUGCGGAACGAGUUGAUAGAUGGAUAUGCGGGGAGUAAGUAUUGAAGUUCUGACAAUUUGGAUUUAUAAAAUUUUGAUUGUCACCACAAAAAUUGAAAUUUGUUGUCAUUUUUGGAUGAUUGUUUGUUGAUUGUCAAAUUGUUGUUGAUCAAUAAUAGUUGAUUUGCGAAAAAGACAUCAUGAACAUGUAUUUGAUCUCAAUUUUCUAUGUCCCCAUUGUUGCCUGUUGUACCGAGUAAAUUAACAUUCGAACUACAAUCACCAUUGCUACUUUUGUUGGUUUGAUCUUGGUUCUUCAUUUUGAAUGAAUUUAAAUAAAUAAAAAUAAUUUUCAGUUAACAUACGUUGACAGCUGAUUUUAAAAUUGCAAGUAUCCGAUGAGCAGUCGGAUGAAACAAAAUGAACUCCGUCUCCUAUUGACUUUUUUAUAUAGACUUGUUGCUGCUUUGACACGAAGUUCCUUCCUUCCUUUGUUACGUAACUGAUUGGUCGCAUGAUCCGAUGAAUUCUUUGAUGUCAGCUUACUUACGAAAAGUGAUUGAUGUCAGUGAAGUCAGUGCUGACUCUGUUCACGAUAAAAAUGAAGUAAAACCAGAUGAAUUGAUUAAAGAUAUCUUCGGUUCCUCUGAUGAAGACGACGAGCCGGAAAGUGUUUCAAGGCAAGCGAAAAGUUCUCUGACGAAAAAGUACAACACCAAGAGUUGCCAGCUGAAAAUGAGGAAAGAGUUAACAAAGAGGAAUAGAAAAUACGACAUGACCACAGGGAUUGGGACUCGAGAUCCCAUACCGCUCCCUCUUAAAGCAUCGGCACAACAACGAAUUCCGGUAGCACAUGGCCUUGAAAGGAGCCACGCCAGGGCCUGCCAACUACUCCAUGGUCAAGCCGGGCGUGUACGAUCCAGGGUCAAACGGCACAAAAGCAGUACAUCUCCGUCAGGGACAACCCCGGACCCAACACGUACGAUCCGCAGAACGCCUACAAACAUCUCACGAAGAAGAAUGGAUUUACCAUGUGAAUCAAAUACUCAAAAUACGUCAUGCCUCUUAUCGACAUUACAAUUGUGUGUAAAACAAAUGCUGAUUUUCACUCUAUUUGCAUACAGUUUGGUCUUGUUAUCUUUUGACUGUUGUUUUAUUUGGUCUGCCAGCUUCAAUGAAAACUUGAAAUUCACUUGAAAUACUCCGGUGGCGUAUUUAACGUUGCAGUAAUUAAGUUUUUAUUUCACGCCAUUAAAACUUGAAAGAUAAUCAAACGUCAGACCUGCGCCUGUUAUAAAACUGUGUAAGCUAACUUUCAUUAUUUAUUCACGUUUGUUAUAAACCAUUUAUUCAAAUUCGAAAAAAAUCGGUUAUUAU
This is a messenger RNA of Helobdella robusta, 1462 nucleotides long. RefSeq lists its product as hypothetical. The transcript is spliced from 3 exons. The record is from RefSeq and is a predicted model, not a curated record. Lineage: Eukaryota; Metazoa; Annelida; Clitellata; Rhynchobdellida; Glossiphoniidae. Bases 608 to 1282 code for a protein of 224 amino acids.